AUGCUGGAGUAUCGGGAUAAUGUGAGGUUAAUUCCCCAAAAAUAUCUCAAUGCGUAUCCUUGGGCAAGCUGCAGACCGAGUCAUCAUUGUUUUAUUAAGGCCUAUGCUUCGCUACUUCAAUAUCCUUGUUCUCCAAGGUUACGAGCUUAGUUUGUUGCUCUCAACAAAUGAGUGAACGUUCAUCGUCCCCGUGCCUGGAUGAAUCUACAAGACCGCGCGAUUUAUUAUAAAGGAUGAUGGAAAUAGUGACAUAACUACAACUUCUAAUUUCAACGACGACGAAGACCUAGUGGUGUCGUUCAUUACUCUGGGUAGCUUCUCCAAGGAAAUGGCUUACGCGAUGCUCCAUAAGUUUUUGCAUCAGAGCAAAAAAAGCUACGAAAAAAUAACUGGGAAGUGGGAAUUGUGAUCAUGAAGAAGUGUAGGAGGAGCUUAUGGUGCGCGCGUCAGUGGCUCUGGGGGUGAAGCAGAAUUCAUUGUCUUACGUGGUAAUUCCGAAAGUUUGUAACGCCGAUUUUCGUUUUUCUCGUCUCGUCCUGAACAAGAAGAUGAACAUGAAGUGCCUAUGCGCAGGCAUCGCCACAAUCCAUUCGGGUAAGCGCACCCAAGCACAUUAUUUAGCGAUUUUCUACGUGCGUUGAGAAUGAUGAUACAGCGCUGUCAUCAAGUUCAAGCUCCUGCGAACAUGCUGAACACCACUUGCGCUGCUGUGGUCUCAGCUCUUCGCAACACUCAAAAAUUCAAAAUCGAUGUAGUUUCAAC
Messenger RNA from Amoebophrya sp. A25, 762 nucleotides. The record is from the annotation of a GenBank genome assembly. NCBI's taxonomy places the organism in Eukaryota, Dinophyceae, Syndiniales, Amoebophryaceae.